AUGGGAUUCAAACUCUUUCUUGUGUUUGUGGCCCUGACUGCUGUAAUCAAUCUGUCUGGUCGCUGCAGGGGACAGUCCAAGUCCAGUAUAUGUAUCCUUAUUCCUUGUGGGAAAGAGGUUAGAACUGAAAACUCGUGUAGAAAUCUUUUUCUUCAUAAGUUAACACUACUUGAUACCAUGUCUAAUCUGUCUAUUCAGUAUAGUUUUCCUUGUAAUAUAUACAACACCAUCUCUUCGAUUAUCUUAGCUUUGUAAAUGUUGGUUUUGAAUAAGCAGCAUUUUUCAUUCUUUCCAUAAAAUGGGUCAAUUGAAAGAAGAAAAGUAAACUUUUACUUGUAACACCUAAAACAGAAAGUAAGUAACAACCGAAUUAUAACAAUAACUACUAAAAGAAAGGGUGCUAAAAGUUCACAAAAAAGUGACGAAUAACAACACAAUUACAAAAAAAAAAACCAAAAACAAAGAGAAAGUGACUGACCUAAUUCAGUAAAAUUUAUAAUGCACUUUUUUGCAUAACAACGGCACCUCCCCGAGGCUAUAAAAUUUGCAGGUUUUUUUCUUUAAAACAAUCUGAAAAAGACUAUGACAGGGUUGAAGAUACUUGUUUGAUGAAAAUGUUGGAAAAGAAGACUUAAAACAUCACACGUGUUUAACAGAUAUAUCGUCCCAGUCUGAUCUUCGGGGACAAAAGGAAAAUAAUUCUAAUUGCAACACAACUGUCACUUAUUUGUGUUAGCCAUUCCGGGCCAGUCAAGGCACGGUUAAGAUGUGUUAACCGUUUGAGGGUUUGAAGUUUCUUUUUAACUAUUGGCUUUCUCAAAUCAAUCGUUUUUAUUUUUAUUUUUAAUUUUCAGGACCAGGUGAAUGAACCUUCUCCUCUCAAAAGCGAUGAGCUGGAACCAAACUCAAUGAAAAGAAGCCACAAGAUACGUUUAGCUGAGUUGUUAAGAAACAAGCGACAGAGGGCCUACGAAGAUUUUAUGUUUGAAAAUCAGAAAGAGUGAAGCAAGGGGAAAAAAUGCAUGCUGUAAGGAGGCAGAUAUAAGCAUAAGCAAGAAAUGGUGUUUCUGAACUGAGAAUCAUGCACGUUGUUAUUCACUU
Molecule: messenger RNA, 1101 nt
Organism: Porites lobata
Lineage: Eukaryota; Metazoa; Cnidaria; Anthozoa; Scleractinia; Poritidae
Source: the annotation of a GenBank genome assembly